Messenger RNA from Parus major (Great Tit), 2802 nucleotides. RefSeq names its product zona pellucida glycoprotein 1 (gene ZP1). Gene Ontology annotation, molecular function: structural constituent of egg coat; acrosin binding. The coding region runs from base 184 to 2727 and encodes 847 amino acids. Lineage: Eukaryota; Metazoa; Chordata; Aves; Passeriformes; Paridae. The transcript has 13 exons. Gene Ontology annotation, cellular component: egg coat. The record is from RefSeq and is a predicted model, not a curated record. Gene Ontology annotation, biological process: binding of sperm to zona pellucida; prevention of polyspermy.
CGUGACACAGCCACAGGAGGUGACCACAGGGCUGGGGCACUGAGGUCACUGGUGGCAAAGGAGCGAGGAGCCCUGGGCAGAGCUCAUCCCACGGGAUCAGCUGAUCCUGAUCCCCCCCCGCAUGCCAGCCAUCUGGAUAUAAAUCCACGCUGCAGAGCCCUGUGCUCUGUCUGUGUUACUACCAUGGGACGGAGCUGCUACUUCCUCCUGCUCCUCUUCCUCCUGUUCCCGUGGCCCAGAGCCACCCUGGCACUCCUGCAGUACCGCCACGACUGUGGAGAGUUGGGAAUGCAGCUCCUGGUCUUCCCGCCCCAUGGCCGCACUGUCCGCUUCAAGGUUCUGGAUGAGUUUGGCUCCCGCUUUGACGUGGCCAACUGCUCCAUCUGCCUCCACUGGCUGAAUUCCAGGGAGGACGGUUCUGUCAUCUUCUCCUCCGGCUACAAGGGCUGCCACGUCCUGUUCAAGGAAAACCGCUACGUCCUCCGGGUGCAGCUGGAGGAGCUGCUGUCCAGCGGGAUCCCAGUCACCUCCUACGAGGUCAACAUGACCUGCCCCAAGCCAGGUGACUCUGAGAUGCUCCCGGAUGGAAAAUGGGAGCAGGGCCAGGACAGCAGAGUUACGAUCUCCCACACUGGCCUGCACCAGAUCUCUGAGUCCUCCCUUACCCUUUCGGGAUCCCAGCUCACAUCCCGAGAUCGCUUGGAGCAGGUUCACACCGUGGGACAGUACCCGCCCAGCUCAGUGCUUCCUGGCAUCCAGCACCAUUCCAAUCCAGCUCACUUGGGGCUUCUGUCACAGCCUGGUGGGGUUCAUUCUGUCACCCAAAUCCAGGGAAACUCCAUCCACCCGGGAGUGCAGCCCCCCCAGCCCGGGGGACAAAGCCAGCCAGGGAUUCUUCGCCCAGUGCUUGUAUCCCAAAACCAUCCCAGUGUGGUGCAUCCUGGGAGUCAGAGCCAGCCAGGGCACCUGCGUCCCAGCUUUGUAUCCCAAAACCAGCCUGGGAUGGUAUAUCCUGGGGGUCAAAACCAACCAGGGACUCGCCCAGGGUCUGUAUCCCAAAACCAUCCUGGGGGUCAAAACCAACCAGGGACUCGUCCAGGGUCUGUAUUCCACAACCAUCCUGGGGGUCAAAACCAACCAGGGACUCGCCCAGGGUCUGUAUUCCAAAACCAUCCUGGGGGUCAAAACCAACCAGGGACUCGCCCAGGGUUUGUAUCCCAAAUCCAUCCUGGGGGUCAAAACCAACCAGGGACUCGCCCAGGGUUUGUAUCCCACAACCAACCUGGCUUGACCUCCACUGGUGCCCAGACUCCAGCAGGAUUCCUGCGCCCCGUAGCUCAGCCUGCAAACCAGCCAGGAAUAUCUCGUCCCAGUUAUCACUCCAACUCCCAAACUGGGUCCCAAGGCCACAAUGGGCUGCUCCAUCCUGGUCAUCCCAGUCCAGCUUUUGUGCACCCAGGACUCUCAUCCUGGCCAGGUUUCAUCAGCCCUGGACUCCAGGCUCAGCCCCAGCCAGGCCUGGGACGCCCAGGGCUGCAGCCCCAGCCUGGAUUGCUGCAUCCUGGGAUUCACUCCCAGCCCAGCCUGCUGCAGCCCACAGCGCUCUUCUACCCUUCGGCAGGGGCAGGAAUGCAGCUGACACGGGAGCAGUGCCAGGUGCCAUUGGGCCGGAUGCCGUGCGUGGCUCCACAGGGACGGGACGGAUGUCUGCAGGCAGGAUGCUGCUACGACGACAUGGACCGUACCACACCCUGCUAUUAUGGGAAUACAGUCACGGUGCAGUGCCUGCUGGAGGGACACUUCGUCCUGGUGGUCCCACGGGGAAUGGUGUCCUCGCCCUACAACCUGGACAGCGUGCAGCUGGCCAGCAGCCAGGCGGGAUGUGAGCCCCUCCACGUGUCUGAGGCCUUCGUCAUGUUCCGCUUCCCUGUCACCCACUGUGGCACCACCGUCCAGGUGGUCGAGGACAGGUUGAUCUAUGAGAACCAGCUGAUCUCCACCAUCGAGGUCCAGGGAUCCCCCCGGGGCUCCAUCACUCGGGACAGCGUCUACAUUCUCAAGGCCCAGUGCAUCUACAACUCCAGCGACCUCCUUCCCUUGGGAGUGGAGGUGGCCGUGCCCCCCACAGCCGCCCCCCUGGCCAUGCCGGGCCCUCUGGGGCUCCAGCUGCGGAUUGCCACCGACGAAUCCUACAGCUCCUACCACCCUGUGGGUGAUUUCCCCUUGGUGAGGGUGCUCCGGGACCCCAUUUACGUGGAAGUCCGGCUGCUCCAGAAGACAGAUCCCAAUUUGGUGCUGGUGCUGCACCACUGCUGGGCCUCCCCUGGCCCCCAUGCCACAUCCCAGCCCCAGUGGCCCAUCCUGGUGGAGGGGUGUCCAUUCCAAGGGGACAACUACAGGACACGGCUGAUUCCAAUGGGUCCAGCCUCUCCGGAGCUGCCCUUCCCGAGCCACUACCAGCGCUUUGUCAUCUCCACCUUCGCCUUUGUGGAGACCCCUGGAAUGGCAGUGCUGGAGGGGGAGGUGUACAUCUCCUGCAGUGCUUCCGUGUGCCACCUGGCCCAGCCUGAGCCCUGCCGGCCCUCCUGCCAGCUGGGAGUGCCCUCACGAGUGCGGAGGUCUCUGGGAGACAGGACGACACGUGACAGCAUGGGGACAGUCACAUCCCAGGGAUGCAUUGUCCUUCCUGAGGUUCCCAAGAGAGAGGGAACUCGGCACAGAGGCUGAGGGCUCCAGACUCUACCUGGAUGCCGUUGGAUGUCUCUGGGAAAACUGGAAAAAUAAAACUGGUGCAGAGCACAG